This is a messenger RNA of Aspergillus sclerotioniger CBS 115572, 2124 nucleotides long. Its product is annotated as putative AMP-binding enzyme. Gene Ontology annotation, molecular function: long-chain fatty acid-CoA ligase activity. Gene Ontology annotation, biological process: long-chain fatty acid metabolic process. Bases 1 to 2124 code for a protein of 707 amino acids. The record is from RefSeq and is a predicted model, not a curated record. Gene Ontology annotation, cellular component: endoplasmic reticulum; membrane. Lineage: Eukaryota; Fungi; Ascomycota; Eurotiomycetes; Eurotiales; Aspergillaceae. The transcript is spliced from 5 exons.
AUGUGGUAUCAUGAACCUCUCCACCUCGCUCGCGCAAAUGAGCUGCGACAAGACCCUCCCAAAGGCACUCCGUACUCAGUCGCAGUGCCUGGAACAGAACAACCUGGCCGGAGUAAGGUCUACAGGGCUUGGAAUUCGAUGGAAGGCAUCAUGAAGUCGCUGGACCCGCAAGUUCUCACCGCGCAUGAGGUCUUCGAGUCCACCGCAAACCGAUUGCCGAAGAACCACUGCCUGGGUUGGCGCCCAUACGAUCCCACGACCAAAUCCUACGGCCCUUAUCAAUGGAUGGACUACCAGACGGUUCAAAAGCGACGGGCUGCAUUUGGCGCUGGUCUAGUGGAACUACAUCACAAACACGAAUGUAGUCGUCCUGGUCAGUAUGGCAUUGGGCUAUGGUGUCAGAAUCGCCCGGAGUGGCAGUUAACUGAUCUCGCAUGCAUGUCACAAAGCUUGUUUUCAGUCUCCAUCUACGAUGUUCUUUCCCCAGAUGCGACAGAAUACAUCAUCAACCACGCGGAUCUGCACUGCGUCGUGACCUCGUUGCCACAUAUUCCCACAUUGCUCAAGUUGAAGCCCCAGUUGCCCAAGCUGAAGAUCAUAGUCAGCUUGGAUCCCCUGGACGGGGGUGAACAGACUGGCCACUCGAAGCGCGCCCUUCUCGAGUCAGUGGCUGCUGGGCAAGAUGUAUCCAUCUACACGAUGGACCAGGUCGAAGAGCUGGGCGCUUCGGCGAAUCGCCCUUGUAAAUCUCCAUCGCCCUCUGACACCAUCACUAUCAACUAUACGUCUGGUACCACCGGCCCUCCGAAGGGUGUAGUCCUGACACAUGAGAACGCUGUGGCGGCCUCUUCAGCCGCACUCAUGAUCAUCACGCAAACCCCUGGUGAUACGUUGGCAUCCUACCUUCCGCUUGCCCACAUCUACGCGCGGAUGGCCGAACAUGCAGCCUUUUGGGCGGGGGCUCGGAUCGGAUAUUUCCACGGAAACAUCCUAGAGCUGGUCGAUGAUCUGAAGCUGCUCAAGCCGACCGGGUUCAUGUCUGUUCCGCGCCUUUACACCCGAUUUGGUAAUGCCAUUCGUGCCUCAACCAUUGAGCAGCCUGGCUUCAGGGGUGCGCUGUCAAGACAUGUUGUCUCCACCAAGACCGCGAACUUGAAGAACCCUGACCCUAGCAAGGCCACUGCGAAGCAUGCCCUGUAUGAUCGCAUCUGGGCCAAAAAGGUUGCGGCUGCUAUUGGCUUGGAGCGUACGAAAAUGAUGGUCUCCGGUUCGGCGCCUCUGGAUCCUUCACUUCAUCAAUUUCUCCGGGUUGCUCUUGGCGUGGACCUCAUUCAAGGCUAUGGUUUGACUGAGACAUAUGCCAUGGCGUGCGCUCAGUCCCUUACGGACUUGACCGCUGGUAACUGUGGUCGGUUAGUUCCUUGCACGGAAGCUUGCUUGAUGUCUCUGCCUGAUAUGGAAUACUCCGUUGAUGACAAGCCGUACCCUCGGGGCGAAUUGCUUUUGCGAGGUUCGAACGUUUUUCGUGAGUAUUUCAAGGAUCCUGAGGAGACAGCCAAGGCGAUGACCGAAGACGGAUGGUUCCGAACCGGUGAUGUCUGCACCAUUGAUGACAUGGGUCGUAUUAUUAUCAUUGAUCGCCGGAAGAAUGUGAUGAAGCUGGCACAGGGAGAAUAUAUCUCUCCGGAACGGUUGGAGGGCGUUUAUAUGUCGGAGAUGGGCUAUUUUGCCCAGGGCUAUGUCCAUGGUGAUAGCGUCCAGACUUUCCUGGUGGCUAUCUUCGGCGUCCAGCCUGAUACUUUCGCUGCCUUUGCCAGCAAGGUACUCGGUCGGACCAUCGAUGCUACAGACAUUGAGGGCAUUGGAUCGAUUCUUGACGACACCAAAAUUCGUAAAGCAGUUUUGAAAGAUCUCGAUCGGGUCGCAAAAAAGCACAAACUUGCAGGAUACGAGAAAGUCAAGAACUGCGCAUUGAUGAUUGACCCAUUCACGAUUGAGAAUAAUUUGCUGACACCGACCCUGAAGUUGAAGCGUCCGCCAACCACGAAGAAGUAUCGUCAGCUCUUGGAUGAGCUUUACGCCCAGGCGUUGGCCGAAGAGUCUGCUCCUAAGGCUAAGCUAUGA